This is a messenger RNA of Colletotrichum karsti, 2601 nucleotides long. RefSeq names its product voltage-gated chloride. Gene Ontology annotation, molecular function: voltage-gated chloride channel activity. The record is from RefSeq and is a predicted model, not a curated record. Gene Ontology annotation, cellular component: early endosome; endoplasmic reticulum; Golgi apparatus. The transcript has a single exon. NCBI's taxonomy places the organism in Eukaryota, Fungi, Ascomycota, Sordariomycetes, Glomerellales, Glomerellaceae. Gene Ontology annotation, biological process: transmembrane transport; chloride transport; intracellular copper ion homeostasis.
UUGAUCCCUACUCCCUCGAACCGCGAACAUGAGCACGGCGCCGAGUCGAUAAUGACUUCACGAAGCACAUCCUUCACACGCAGCCCGCACCGGCUCCGGCGGCCGUCCAUCAGCUCAAGGCUCUCAUUCGCCGUAUCAAACGCAGAGCAGACCGAUGAUGACGAGGAGGAGAACCAGACGGGCGGCGCCGCUCCCGGCCCGCGGCAGCAGCAACAACAGAUCGAAGACGAAAUCGCCGAGAUCAAGCGCUACGAGGACUUCACCACCAUAGACUGGGUUCAAGAUGCCGCUCGCGAGCAGGCGAGACGGAAACUGCGGCGGCGGCGACGGGCUGGCAUGCUCGACAAUGGACAGGCUGGAUGGAGGUACCGCCUGCGCGAGUCCUACGACGCUGCGCAGGGCUGGCUCGUCGUCACCCUAAUCGGUGUCACGAUCGGCCUCAACGCCGCCUUCCUCAACAUCAUCACCGAGUGGCUCUCCGAUAUUAAGAUGGGGUACUGCACGACGGCCUUCUACCUGAACGAGAACUUCUGCUGCUGGGGCGAGGAUAACGGCUGCGCCGAAUGGCACAAGUGGACGGGAUUCGGCCCCGUCAACUACCUUCUUUACAUCCUAUUCGGCACGGCCUUCGCCUUUACGUCUGCGACGCUCGUCAAGUCAUUUGCGCCGUACGCCGCGGGAUCGGGUAUAUCCGAGAUCAAAUGCAUCAUCGCUGGCUUCGUCAUGAAGGGAUUCCUCGGCUUUUGGACGCUGUUGAUCAAGUCGGUCUGUCUGCCCCUGGCCAUCGCGUCGGGCUUGUCGGUCGGAAAGGAGGGGCCGAGUGUUCACUACGCCGUGUGCACUGGAAACGUCAUCUCGCGCCUCUUCGAUAAGUACCGUCGCAACGCCGCCAAGACCCGGGAGAUCCUGAGCGCCUGCGCCGCGGCCGGUGUAGCAGUUGCCUUCGGCAGUCCCAUUGGCGGCGUGCUCUUUUCUCUGGAGGAAAUGUCAAGCUAUUUUCCCCUCAAGACGUUGUGGCGCAGCUAUUUUUGCGCUCUUGUGGCGACGGCUGUUCUCGCGGCUAUGAACCCCUUCAGGACGGGACAGCUUGUCAUGUUUCAGGUCCACUAUGAUCGAUCGUGGCACUUCUUCGAGGUGGUGUUCUAUAUCAUAUUGGGCAUCUUUGGCGGUCUUUAUGGUGCUUUCGUGAUCAAGUGGAAUCUGCGGGCCCAGGCGUUUAGAAAGAAGUACCUGACCAAGUUCGCCAUUGCGGAGGCGACGAUCCUGGCUGCCGGAACUGCCAUCAUCUGCUACCCCAACGUCUUUCUCAGAAUCGACAUGACGGAGAGCAUGGAAAUCUUGUUCUUGGAGUGCGAAGGGGCCGAGGACUAUCACGGCCUUUGCGAGCCAGACAAGAAGCUUAAGAACAUCAUGUCGCUGGCUAUUGCCACGAUAUUGAGAAUCCUUCUUGUCAUCAUUUCCUAUGGUUGUAAGGUGCCGGCUGGUAUCUUCGUCCCAUCCAUGGCCAUCGGAGCUUCGUUUGGGCGCACCGUGGGCAUCAUCGUCCAGGCGAUCCACGAAGCAAACCCCACCAGUGCAUUCUUCGCGGCUUGCAAGCCAGACGAGCCUUGCAUUACCCCGGGCACAUACGCAUUUCUUGGCGCAGCCGCCGCACUGAGUGGAAUCAUGCACAUCUACGUGUCCGUGGUAGUCAUCAUGUUCGAACUCACCGGCGCUUUAACAUAUAUCCUUCCGACCAUGAUUGUUGUUGGAGUCACGAAGAUCGUCAGCGAGCUGUUUGGAAAAGGCGGCAUUGCUGAUAGGAUGAUUUGGUUCAGCGGCUUCCCCUUCCUAGAUAAUAAGGAGGAACACAACUUCGGCGUCCCCGUCUCGGAGGUCAUGCGAACCGAGGUCACAUCACUGCCAGUGAACGGCAUGGCAUUCUCGGAUGUCGAGCGCUUGCUCAAAGAAGACAAAUACCAGGGCUUCCCCAUCGUCGAGGACGACACUUCGAAAAUCCUCGUCGGCUACAUCGGCCGUACCGAGCUCCGCUAUGCCAUCGACCGCAUCAAACGCGAAAGACCAAUCAACCCCAGCGCAAAGUGCGUCUUCACGCCGCCUCCGGAGGCGCUCGGCUCCUCCAUGACCCCCAUCACGCCGACGGUCUCCCAGUUUUCCGACUCGAUAUCCUCGUCCAGCUCCGUCGACUUCAGCCGCUACAUCGACACCACGCCCGUGACGGCCCACCCCCGCCUCCCGCUCGAGACCGUCAUGGAGCUCUUCCGCAAGAUCGGCCCGCGCGUCGUCCUCGUCGAGUACCGCGGCCGCCUGUCGGGCCUCGUCACGGUCAAGGACUGCCUCAAGUACCAGUUCACGGCCGAGCACGCCGAGAACCCGCGCGACGACUCCGCGCUCGCCGAGAGCCAGGAGAAGAUCUGGAGCGCCAUGCGCCGCGCCGCCGGCUGGGUGUCCGACAAGGUCUCGCUCGCCUCCGGGGGCAGGGUGCGGCUGUCGUCGUUUGACGAACGGAGGUCGCCUGGGCACCGGCCGCCCGGGGCGCAGAUACUGGACGGCGACGAGGACGAUGCUGAUGAUGGCGCGUUGGAGCUCGAGAGUCGGUGA